AUGGCAUCCGGAGAUGCCGUGAUGAAUGGCGAUGUUUCUCGCUCAUUUGAAUCUCAGGAAGAGACGCUGCUUCAGAUGCGUGUCCUCAUCCAGGAGAACCGCAAUUUGAAAGAGGCUCUGCGUCAGACCAACCUAUCCAUGAAAGAACGUUUCGAGGAUCUGAUCAAUUGGCGUGAGAAGCAGCAGGAGGAGCGUCUUCUCAUGAAAACCAAGCUGGAGGAGAGCAAAGCUCAUAUUGAGGUCCUGGAGGAUGAAAAGCAGAAGAUGAACAAGAAACUACAAGAGGCGACCAUGUUGACCGUCUCGCAAGCGGACUCCUCCAGUCACAGCGCCGAAGUGGACGCUCUUCGUGCGCAGGUUAGCCGACUGCAGGCGGAGAAGAACGACCUGGUGGCUCUCAACUCAGAGCUGCAGCUGAAGACCGACCAGAACUCCCCUAACGAGUCCUUCGUGGAGGUCAUCACUGUGUCGCAGACCGGGUUGUCUUUUCAGAACGACGGUAGUGGCAAACAUCCUGACGUUGGCAUGACAGCGUCACGUCUGGACGGCGAGGACGUGACCGUCAGCAACCUGCUGCAAUCCCUCAGGAACGAGACUCAGCGAGCCGAGCGGCUGCAGGCCGAGCUGCACACCACCAUUGAAAGGAUUCGAGUAAUGGAGGAGAGAACCUAUCUUAAUGUGGCCGUGACAACGCAAACCUCCUUGACAGAAGACUGCAAAAACAAUCCUGAGAGUGACCAGGUGGCGUCCGAGUUCAUCAAAUCCCAGAUGAAAAUGCUGUUCAAAGAGCUCCAGCACGCUCAGAAGAAGCUGGAUGAAGCAGAAGGCAUGAAGAAGAACCUGCAGGACCGAUGUCGCGAAGUGGAGCACGAGGCGGCCAUUUUGAAGGCCGAGUUGGUGGAUCGACAGGCGGUCAAAACGGAGAACGAACGUCUGAAGCUUCAACUGGACAGCGUGCAGACGCAGAGUUUGAUGGUGCAGAAGAAGGCUGGAGAAGAGAGGAGCAACUUGGCCCAGCUGAAGGACGCCUACACUAAAUUGUUUGAAGACUACAAUGAGCUCAAAGAGGAGGGGGGAAAGAGAGAGGCUCACAUGGUGAACAAGGAGUUGGUGGAUGAUCUCCAAGGCCAGCUGAGUGCCGCCGAGAAGGCCCUGGCGGUCAAACAGGAGCGCAUCGACAACUUGAAGCAGGAGAUGUUCGCUAAGGAGAAGGAGCUGGAGACCAUAUCUGUCUUCAAGGCACAGGCCGAGGUCUACAUGUCCGAUUUCUACGCCGAGCGAGAGGCGAGAGAGAAACUUCAUGAGGAACGCGAGCGUUUGGCUGUCCAGCUGGAGUACCUGAGGAAGCAAAACGCCCACAUGCAAGAGGAGUUGAACAGAGAUUCAUUAAUUACCAUGCAAAGAAGGCACGUGGCAAAUCCAAACCCAAGUCCAACUUUGCUGGCAAGAGGAACCGACUGGCAACAAAACGUCUGUCCGAAGUGCAACGAAAUGCUGCCAGACCUGGACUCCCUGCAGAUCCACAUUAUGGACUGCAUCAACUAG
Molecule: messenger RNA, 1545 nt
Organism: Nerophis lumbriciformis (worm pipefish)
Lineage: Eukaryota; Metazoa; Chordata; Actinopteri; Syngnathiformes; Syngnathidae
Source: RefSeq, a predicted model, not a curated record